Molecule: messenger RNA, 2798 nt
Organism: Rattus rattus (black rat)
Lineage: Eukaryota; Metazoa; Chordata; Mammalia; Rodentia; Muridae
Gene: Arhgef4
Product: Rho guanine nucleotide exchange factor 4
Exons: 13
Coding region: 680-2371 (563 amino acids)
Biological process (GO): intracellular signal transduction
Molecular function (GO): protein binding; guanyl-nucleotide exchange factor activity
Source: RefSeq, a predicted model, not a curated record
CAAGGCAUGCCCUGCAGACCCACAAGCCCCAAGCCCAGGAGUCCCAUGGCUGGGGCACAGAGGGUGGAUCUCUGCCUUGCAGGCAGGACUAGUGCAGUUUCCAUGGUCUCUCUCAGAAGUGACAGGGACACCAACAGAUGUUCAGAAGUCCCCGAACGGCCUAAGGCAUCCAAGGCCAGGGCGAGCCUCUUACUCUCUCUGCAAACACUAAACCAGAACGACCAGAAGGAAGACAGGAGCACGUGUCAGUGUCACCAUGGCCUGGGCACAGUGCCCUUCCUUAGGGACCUUCCUGGGAAUGAGAGCACCCAGGAAAGCCCGCCAGAGGAGAAGCUCGAUUGUUCCCACGAUCAGAACACUGGCGCAGAGCCUACUCAGAGGCCAGUGUCUGCCGCUGAAGUCGUGACAUGGACCCUCCCCUCCAUCUCCGCAGAGCAAGUCCCCAGAGAGGCGCCUUUACAGUUCAGGAGGGCCCCUCAGCGCUCCCACGUCAGCUUCGACGACCUAUGGAUCGAAAAGACUCAGAGAAGGAAGCUGGAGAAGCAGAUGCUGCUUAGAAGACAGAUGAGCACAGGGUUAGCGCCCGUGGACCCAGUUCAGUGCUGGAGGAAGACAACGGUCACCUCUCCAGAGUCUCCACCUCCCUAGAAGAAGCCACCUGCUCUCCCAGAGUGCCCCAAUGGGACUGGACCACACAGGCUGGCCAGAGCCCAUGCCCAACACUGGGAUGCCCGAUGGAACCCUGGACGCUGUGUGUGCAGAGGAAACAGGCAGUGAGGAGGACCUCUAUGAAGACCUUCACAACUCAGGCCACCACUACAGCCACCCUAGAGGAGGUGGAGAGCAACUGGCCAUCAAUGAGCUCAUCAGUGAUGGCAGUGCGGUGUGUGCUGAAGCCCUGUGGGACCAUGUCACCAUGGAUGACCAGGAGCUGGGUUUCAAAGCUGGGGAUGUCAUCGAAGUGAUGGAUGCCACCAACAGAGAAUGGUGGUGGGGCCGAGUUGUAGAUGGAGAGGGAUGGUUCCCUGCCAGCUUUGUACGGCUGCGCGUGAACCAGGAUGAGCCCGCGGACGACUACGAGGCCCCGCGGGCCGGGGCUGGAGAGGCCGAUGACAGCGGCCCAGAGGCCCAGAGCUGCAAGGACCAGAUGCGCACAAAUGUCAUCAAUGAGAUCCUCAGUACUGAGCGGGACUACAUCAAGCACCUUCGCGACAUCUGCGAGGGCUACGUCCGCCAGUGCCGCAAGCGGGAGGAUAUGUUCAGUGAGGAGCAACUGCGCACUAUCUUUGGGAACAUCGAGGACAUCUAUCGAUGCCAAAAGGCGUUUGUGAAGGCUUUGGAGCAGAAAUUCAACACAGAGCGGCCACACCUGAGCGAGCUAGGUGCCUGCUUUCUGGAACAUCAAGCAGACUUCCAGAUCUAUUCGGAGUACUGCAACAACCACCCCAAUGCCUGCGUGGAGCUCUCCCGGCUCACCAAGCUCAGCAAGUACGUGUACUUCUUUGAGGCCUGCCGGCUGCUGCAAAGAAUGAUUGACAUCUCGCUGGAUGGCUUCCUGCUGACCCCAGUGCAGAAGAUCUGCAAGUAUCCCCUCCAGUUGGCCGAGCUGCUCAAGUAUACACACCCCCAGCACAGGGACUUUAAGAAUGUCGAGGCUGCCUUGCACGCCAUGAAGAAUGUGGCCCAGCUCAUCAACGAACGGAAACGGAGACUUGAAAACAUCGACAAGAUUGCUCAGUGGCAGAGUUCCAUCGAGGACUGGGAGGGGGAAGAUCUCCUGGUCAGGAGCUCGGAACUCAUCCACUCGGGGGAACUGACCCGUGUUACACAGCCUCAAGCCAGGAGUCAGCAGAGAAUGUUCUUUCUCUUUGACCGCCAGCUCAUCUACUGUAAAAAGGAUCUGCUCCGCCGGGAUGUGCUGUACUACAAGGGCCGGCUGGACAUGGAUGACCUGGAGGUGGUAGAUGUGGAAGAUGGGAAGGACCGAGACCUCCAUGUGAGCGUCAAGAAUGCCUUCCGUCUGUACUGUGGCACCACGGGAGACAGCCACUUACUAUGUGCCAGGAAACCGGAACAGAAGCAGCGCUGGCUGAAGGCCUUUGCCAGAGAGAGGGAGCAGGUGCGGCUGGACCAGGAGACAGGCUUCUCCAUCACUGAGCUGCAGAGGAAGCAGGCCAUGCUGAAUGCCAGCAAGCAGCAAGCCACAGGGAAGCCUAAAGCUGUCGGCAGGCCAGGAUACCUGACCCGCCACAAGCAUCCAUCAUUGCCUGCCAGCCGGCCCCAGCAGCAGGUGUUGGUGCUAGCAGAGCCCAGGCGGAAGCCGUCUAACUUCUGGCACAGCAUCAGCCGACUGGCGCCCUUCCGCAAGUGAGCCAGUACCCGUCAGACAACCUGACAGCACUUUGUGGACCCUCCCUUUCCUCUCUGAGGCCUACACCAUCAGGCCCUCUGCCUGUUUUACAAACUGGAAGUGAACAGGCACAGCGGCAAGCUGCUAUGAAGUCUGGGCCCUGCCUCCGGCCCCUUCCCACGGCUAGUGUGCGGGUACCAGCCUCUGCCUAUACUCUGGGCCUGUGCAGAGCCUCCGUCAAUGGUAAGCCUGCACGACGCAGCUCAGAGCCUGUGGCCGGGCUGUGCACAUGGCUCAUCUGCUCUGGACAGUCUUUGGGAAUCUCAUCUCCACUCCUGUUUCCUCUGGGUAGGAGACCAAAACCUGUGCCCAUGAGCCACCUGCCAAAGCAGGUGUGUGCCCCUCUGCUCCUUAUUUUUCUGUUCAGGCCCCCAGCGCACUUGCAGCU